AUGGAGAACCAACAAAACAAUGUCGCAGCCUACCCAAGUCAUGUCUCCGUCCCCCAUCAUGUCGUAACCACCCCCAGUCACGUCUCCUCCGUCCACAACAAUGUCGUUACCACCCCGAGUCACGUCUCCAUCCCCAACAAUGUCGUAACCACCCCGAGUCACGUCUUCGUCCCCAACAGUGUUGUUACCACCCCGAGUCACGUCUCCGUCUCCGUCCCCGCCCCUGUCCCCGUCGUCAAUGAUGUUUAUGUACCUUGGGAAAGCAAUGUCAAUUUGUCAAUGUUAAGCAAUGAGGAAUACUUCAGCGGCGUUCCUCCCGGUUAUCGUUUUAAGCCUCUUGAUUGGGAACUUAUCGUUCACUACUUGAUGAAAAAGAUCAACAACGAGACGCUGCCUCGUAACAAAAUUUACGUCGUUGAUCUAUAUAAAUGCAACCCUGAACGACUUGCAAAUGAUCACAGGACAAGUAGUCAAGAAAAUGAAUGGUUCUUCUUUACACCAAGGAACAGAAAGUACAAAAAAGGGAUGCGGCCAGAUCGAGCAGCUGAUGGAGGCUAUUGGAAGGCCACUGGAGCUGACAAAAUUAUCAAACACAACGGUGAAGAAAUUGGAUUGCGAAAGGCUUUGGUUUUCUACACGGGAAAACCUCCUACUGGUGAAAAAACUUCAUGGAUCAUGCAUGAAUUUCGACUCAAAAAUGCCCCAGUUCGAUCACCGACCAGUGAUGACGACAUGAAGUUGGAUGAUUGGAUUUUAUGUAAGAUCUACAAGAAGGAGCGCAAAACGAACAAAAAUAGGAAUCAACAAAGGGAUGGUAACAACCCUGAGGAAGCUGGGAACAAUGAAAAUAAAGAUACAUCAGGCAAAGACUCCUCGAUGGAAGUAGAAAAUUCAUUGGGUUUGAAUGAGAUGGAAAGCAAUGUAAAUUUCUCCGAAGGCUGCAAUGGGAACAACUACACGAGACAAUUCGACAACGUUGCUACCCAUGGUUUUCCUUGUCAGAAUCUCGGUGCUGAAGCAGCUCAAAUGUGGCUACAAAAUCUUCCUUCAAUGGGAAGUUACAUCUCCACCAGUGAGAAUGCUGGUACAUACGGUCAUGCACCAGUUCCAAUUGCCAGGGUUCCACCAAUGGCGCCCUUGGGGAUACUACCACGUCCUCCUUUAUUGGGAAGUGGCGUAGCAAUCAAUGAGAAUGCAAGCACAUCCUGGCAUUCUGUAUCUGGAACCACCAUGGUGCCACCAGUGUCCUCAUGGCUACCAAAUCUUCCAUUUAUUGAAAAUUAUGGUUCUAGCUGCAGUGAGAAUGAAGUAUCUCUGACUGACAUGAUGCUGCAAAUGCCCUGUACGACACAAGAUCUUCCAUUCAUGGGAAAUUAUGUCACAACCAGUGACAAUGUAGGUACAUUCAUUUAUGCUGCUCCAGAUCCCGCGGAACCACCAAUAUUGGCCGGAUCGCCAAAUAAUUCAUUCACAUCAAAUUUCGUCGGAAUCCCAGAUGAUUUGAAAAUUAUGACAACGGGACUAGAUGAGGAGCUCCCUGAAAUUCCGCCCAUGGAAGUUGAUGAUGUAUGGGAAUAUUGGGUCGCAGAAGGAAAAAAUAAUUUCUAG
This is a messenger RNA of Fraxinus pennsylvanica, 1608 nucleotides long. NCBI's taxonomy places the organism in Eukaryota, Viridiplantae, Streptophyta, Magnoliopsida, Lamiales, Oleaceae. The record is from the annotation of a GenBank genome assembly.